AUAAUAUAUUAUAGAAUGCCAAAAUCAAUAGGUUAAAUUUUUAAAGAAAUAUGGCCAAAAUUAGCAAUAUUCACAGUUAUGCUUGCAAUUACCAUAUUUUAAAAACAUCCAAUGACUUUUAAAGCUCUUGGUUAAAGUGAUGAAGAAAUUUAAGAAUAAUUUAAGACAGGUGAAUUCAAAACAACUACUUUUGAGAAGGAUUACUUAGCAUAUGUAUAAAUAGAGAAAAUAAUCUUUACUCUUGUUGUGUUUUUAAUUUUUUAUUUUUUCAGAAGAAAGAAUCUAGAGUAUGAAGAAGAAUAAGCUAGAUUAUUCUUAGAAAAAGAAAAAGAUAAGAAAAUAGCUGAAAAUAGAAAACUACUAGAACAAUAAAAAUACGAAUUUACUGAUGAGGACAUCAAAUUUUAUAGAGAAGCUAAUGAAAAAAUUAAAUAAAAAGAACUCAGAACAAAAAAAAAAUAUAAUUAAGAAUGAG
Messenger RNA from Paramecium sonneborni, 475 nucleotides. The record is from the annotation of a GenBank genome assembly. NCBI's taxonomy places the organism in Eukaryota, Ciliophora, Oligohymenophorea, Peniculida, Parameciidae.